Molecule: messenger RNA, 1030 nt
Organism: Hibiscus syriacus
Lineage: Eukaryota; Viridiplantae; Streptophyta; Magnoliopsida; Malvales; Malvaceae
Product: xyloglucan endotransglucosylase/hydrolase protein 9-like
Exons: 4
Coding region: 37-915 (292 amino acids)
Biological process (GO): cell wall biogenesis; xyloglucan metabolic process
Cellular component (GO): apoplast; cell wall
Molecular function (GO): hydrolase activity, hydrolyzing O-glycosyl compounds; xyloglucan:xyloglucosyl transferase activity
Source: RefSeq, a predicted model, not a curated record
AGUAGAAGUUUCUCUGUCUUUCUCUCUGUUGCUUCCAUGGCUGUAUUGCUUAAAAUGUGUGUGCCUAUUAGUUUCUUUGUGGGUCUAACGUUGCUGGGAUUGGGAAGCUCAGCCAAGUUUGAUGAGCUGUUUCAGCCUGCUUGGGCUAACGAUCACUUCCUCUAUGAAGGAGACCUCCUUAAGCUCAAACUCGAUAACUAUUCUGGUGCUGGGUUUUCUUCGAAAAGCAAGUAUUUAUUUGGCAAAGUGAGCAUGCAGAUUAAGCUUGUGGAGGGAGACUCAGCUGGGACUGUCACUGCUUACUAUAUGUCAUCGGACGGUCCGUAUCACAACGAGUUCGAUUUCGAGUUCCUAGGCAACACCACUGGUGAACCAUACCUUGUUCAAACCAAUGUGUAUGUGAACGGUGUGGGCAAUAGGGAGCAGAGAAUGAACCUUUGGUUUGAUCCCACCAAGGACUUUCACUCGUACUCCAUCCUUUGGAACCAACGCCAAGUUGUAUUUCUAGUGGAUGAGACCCCGAUAAGAGUGCACACCAAUAUGGAACACAAAGGAAUUCCUUUUCCUAAAGACCAAGCCAUGGAUGUGCAUAGCUCGAUCUGGAAUGCCGAUGACUGGGCCACACGGGGUGGUCUAGUGAAGACUAAUUGGAGCCAUGCACCAUUUAUUGCCUCCUACAAAGGCUUCGAAAUCGACGCUUGCGAGUGUCCGGUGUCGGCCAAUGAGACUGCCAACAAAUGCAAAAGCAGUGGUGAGAAAAGGUUCUGGUGGGAUGAGCCAACAAUGUCGGAGCUAAGUUUGCACCAGAGCCAUCAGCUGGUGUGGGUCAGGGCCAACCACUUGGUCUAUGACUAUUGUACGGACACUGCUAGGUUGCCCGUCAUGCCCGUCGAGUGUGAGCACCACCGCCACUAGUGGUGCGGCCUUCGAGGGUUUCUUGGGUACAUUGUAAAAUAUGUUGGAUGGCGUAAAACAUGUACUCCCAUGUUUCAUAUUUUGGUUCUCGUUUAGUUUUCCACAUUGUAUAAUA